Pongo pygmaeus (Bornean orangutan) is the source of this 597-nucleotide messenger RNA. RefSeq names its product serine peptidase inhibitor Kazal type 13 (gene SPINK13). The transcript has 6 exons. The record is from RefSeq and is a predicted model, not a curated record. The coding region runs from base 71 to 400 and encodes 109 amino acids. Gene Ontology annotation, molecular function: protein binding. Lineage: Eukaryota; Metazoa; Chordata; Mammalia; Primates; Hominidae.
CUUAUAUGAGAUCAAAUGGCUGCCUUUCCCCACAAGAUUAUAUUUUUCCUGGUAUGCUCUACUUUGACACAUGUGGCUUUCUCAGAAACUCCAGGAGGAAUGCAUCACUGCUGACAUCUUGACUUUAGGACUUCUCACCUCCAGAAUUAGUGUACAUGUAAUCAGCAAGACCUAUUCCUCGAAAGGAAUUUUCAAUAAACGUGACUUCACUAGGUGGCCUAAGCCCCGAUGUAAAAUGUAUAUCCCACUGGACCUUGAUUACGAUGCAAACUGCCCCAAUGUGACAGCACCUGUUUGUGCCUCAAAUGGCCACACUUUCCAGAAUGAGUGUUUCUUUUGUAUUGAACAGAGGGAAUUUCAUUAUCGUAUAAAAUUUGAAAAAUAUGGAAAAUGUGAUUAAUGGGUACUGGAGUACCUACACUUGCUUAUUCUUUUUCUACUUAAUUCAGAAUAGUAUUUCUUUUGGAGUGUGAGGAUGUAAAUUAACAUCCCUAUGCUGUACUUAAAUGUCAAACAAAAUGGGAGACAAAAACGAAGGAAUCAAACUGACAAGAACCAAAUAUCACAUUUACUACAAAUAAACAACAAAAGAGCUGA